Messenger RNA from Xiphophorus couchianus (Monterrey platyfish), 6540 nucleotides. RefSeq names its product protein associated with LIN7 2, MAGUK p55 family member b (gene pals2b). Lineage: Eukaryota; Metazoa; Chordata; Actinopteri; Cyprinodontiformes; Poeciliidae. Bases 313 to 2058 code for a protein of 581 amino acids. The transcript is spliced from 14 exons. Gene Ontology annotation, molecular function: protein binding. The record is from RefSeq and is a predicted model, not a curated record.
GCGGUGUCGGCAGUCUGCUGCGGGACCAGGACAGACAGCUGAAGAGAGGGGGCGGGGGUGGAUCUGAAUGUCCGACCGGGACAAACGGUGGACCACCGCGAACUCGCGCGCGCGACUUACAGGUUUUCACUGUGUUCUGCUGCCUAUAGGACUUGACUGCACCAACUGGCACAGUUCAACAGGUUGGCCGUGCUAGACAAGACAUAGUUGGAGAACAGAAGACAUAGUUGCUACUACUGGUAGUUUGCCAGUGGUUUGCUUUUGGAUACUUGUGGCGGCUGGACGGAAAGAAGAGUGAAGAAGGACCUGGCUAUGGUCACAACUAUGGACGAUCCCUGUCGGAAUGGGGUGCAGGAGGAGGUAAUGCCCUCUGGACAACCUGCCACGGAGAGGCCCCCAGCUGUGCAGUCCCCUCAGGGAGCAGAGACAUCUGGAGCAAUGCAGCAGGUGGAGGAUGCUGUUGGCGAGGGGCCCACUUCCACAGGCGUGAAAGACAUCGACCUGCUUUUUCUGCGCGGCAUCAUGGAAAGUCCAAUUGUACGCUCCCAUCCUCAGGCUCAGGAGCAGCAGGAAGAUGUCAAGCUAGAAGCGGUGCAGGACAACAACGUGGAGCUGGUGACAGAGAUCUUGGGCGACAUCAGCAACCUCAAGGUGAAAGAUGACAGCGCGACUGAACUGUCAAGGAUCCUGCUGGAGCCACACUUCCAGUCCCUUUUGGAGGCACACGACAUGGUGGCAUCAAAAUGCUAUGAAGUUCCUCCACCGACUGAAAUGGCUAACGACGCAGCGGUCAACAGCGCGCUCAUGCAGGCCGACGCCGUCCGCAUGAUCGGCAUUCGAAAGAAGGCCGGCGAGCCGCUGGGCGUGACCUUUCGUGUAGAAAAAGAUGACCUGGUCAUUGCCAGGAUCCUACAUGGCGGCAUGAUAGACAGGCAAGGCCUGCUCCACGUGGGUGACAUCAUUAAAGAGGUGAAUGGCAAGGAUGUCGGCAACAACCCCACAGAGCUGCAGGAGAUGCUGAAAAACUGCAGCGGAGGCAUCACGCUGAAGAUCCUCCCCAGUUACAGGGACGCUCCUGCACCUCCACAGGUGUAUGUGCGGCCGUACUUUGACUAUGAUCCAGCCAGUGACAACCUGAUUCCCUGUCGAGAGGCGGGAAUGGCUUUCAAGAGAGGCGACAUCCUUCAGAUCGUCAACAGAGAGGAUCCCAACUGGUGGCAGGCAUGCCAUGUAGUGGGUGGUGCCACAGGACUAAUACCCAGUCAGUUCUUGGAGGAGAAGAGAAAAGCAUUUGUCCCUAGAGACUUUGAUGGAUCAGGAAUUCUCUGUGGCACCUUAGCAGGGAAAAAAAAGAAGAAGAUGAUGUACUUAACAGCCAAGAAUGCAGAGUUCGACAGGCACGAGUUGCAGAUCUAUGAGGAAGUAGCCAAAGUCCCUCCGUUCCAGAGAAAGACACUAGUCCUGAUUGGUGCUCAGGGGGUGGGCCGCCGCAGCCUGAAGAACAGACUGAUGGUCCUCCAGCCCACACGCUUUGGCACCACUAUACCAUAUACGUCACGGAGGCCCCGUGACGAGGAGCUAAACGGCAACACCUACCACUUUACCUCGCGGACAGACAUGGAGGCGGAUGUGAAGGCCGGUCGCUUCCUGGAACACGGCGAGUACGACAGCAACAUGUAUGGCACAAAGAUCGACUCCAUACACGAGGUGGUCGCCGCGGGACGCACCUGCAUCCUGGACGUUAACCCCCAGGCUUUGAAGGUACUGAAGACAGCAGAGUUCAUGCCCUUCGUGGUUUUCAUUGCGGCGCCUGAUUUUGACACACUCAAGGCCAUGCACAAAGCUGUGGUGGAUGCAGGCCUCACAGCAAAACAGCUCACAGACGUGGACCUGAGGAAGACUGUGGAUGAGAGCGCCCGUAUCCAGAGGGCUUACAGCCACUACUUCGACCUGACCAUCGUCAACGACAACCUGGACAAAGCCUUCGAGACGUUACAGGCCGCUGUGGACAAACUGUGCUCCGAGCCUCAGUGGGUCCCAGUGAACUGGGUGUAUUAAGGACUCGAACCAGCGCUUCCACAAACCAUAGAGUUUUCUGACAAUGAAGAGGAUAUGAGGGAGGAGAUCCUACUGAAUGAUAAUAUCCGAUUGGUCCUUCUCCCCCUUCAUCUGCACAUUGUGCAACUCCUUUUCUACUCCAAACUCAAAGGGAAAGAGUGCUUAUGUAUUUUAUAAAUUUUUUAAUGAAAAAUCUUUAUAUCCCACGUGGAAUCAAUUCAAACAUAUGUGCUUGGGCCAGUUGUUUUUAUUUUUCCAUUUAAUUUAUUGUUGUAGUUUUUAGUAUUGUGAAUGGUUUUGUAUUGCCAGUCCUUCUUCCAUGAUGCGAAGGAUUCGUCGGCACCAAAGCUCCAGAAUGAAGUGGAUCUUUGAGCAGUCGUUGUCGUGUCUGAACAACCACUGCAGCCAUUUUGUCUCCACCUGAAUCUUUUGUUAUUCUUAAGUAGCCCUCAUCUCAUCAGCUCAUGUCCUCCAGCUGGAUCAAGGAGUCAAAGCUCCUCCUGCUGCCAAGAAGGAAAUGAGUUCCUUUUUCAAAGGGCAAACACUUAGUUUUGUCUAGAUUUGUCAUUUUAUUUUCUAUCAUUGUGGUGAUUAAUAGUGUUUAGUUUAAUCAGAUGUGAUCCUCAGCUUUAUUUGUGCGUCACUUUGUCAUCGCCCAGUCCUCAAGCCAACCUGUUUGUUGUAUUUGUUUGUAAAUGCGACUCACUGUCCUUAUGUUCAGUGUCAUUGAAUGUCAAAGCUCCUUACCAAACCCCCAAUCUGAGUGAAACUGAUGCAACGUCCAACAAGCACCCAAGCAAAGCCAAAGCAGCAAAGCUGUAGCAUCAUUCUUCCACACCUUUCAUUUUUAAAUAUCAAAAAACAUAAACCUUUUUUGUUGUUUUUUUUUUAAGAUAUUUGCUUGCACUUUAGGUAAGAAAGAUAAAUUACCUCAUGUUGAUGUUUCUUACAGUAAAUGUAAUUUUUCACAAUCUUAAGUUUUAUUUGCAUCAGCCCAACUGCGUGAUUGACAUGUCCCCACAUCAACCCACUGUGUUUUUUACAUUUUUAUUAGGAAAGUUCUAACUAAUAAAGUUUAUCAAGUCGUGUCCUACAGCUGCUACUGUGGUUUUGGCCGUCUGUUGACCAGAAUGUUUUAAUAUACCCGAGUAUCAAGUGAUGUGUACUCAACAGGAUUUCAACUAGUGAAGUGGAACAGCACUGAAAAUGCACAAAUGGAAAAAAAAUAAAUAAAUAAAUCACAGCAGAAUAAAGUAUUUUUAAGGUUUUUAUUUUACGCAACUUACAGUCAAGCCAAAGUGUGAACUAUAUUAAGUGAUAUGUAUUCACAUUAUGUCCUAACAGGGUUUACAGCAUAUUUUGUGUUCUGUAACCAUAACUGUUACCCGAAAAAUAAAAUAAAAGUAAAUGCGAAACAGAAAACCAAGACAGCUUAUAUCUUUACAACAACACAAACAAAAGGAGCUUAGCAGUCGAUGUGAACAAAUUAAAUUCAGCAACAUGAAGAACCCUCACCAGAACAGGAAGGACAGCAAAACUUGAGUUUUUGGCAUGUCGGUGGUUUUAAAGAAAAAAAAAAAAAAAAAACCAAGGAGAGAAGUGAAGGGAGGUCUGAAGUCACGUGACUUUGCAGAGCUGCCUCUGCCGAAGGACUUUGGCUGCAAUGGAAACGCUGAAGAUAGAAAAUUAAAAGCAGGGACAAAAAAGAAAGAAAGAAAAUUGAGUGUCCUGAAAUUAGUUGGCCGAUUUUAUUAUCACUAAUUUGUUAUUCGUCUCCGUUAAACAAAAGGACCAUCGUUGAAGUCAACUACAUCUCCAGAACAGGCUCUACAUUCAUAGGAGGUAGAUAACGCGGUGAUGACGUGGAGUCCGGGAUAUUGUAGUGCAUCAUUUCUUCCACUUUAAGGCCAGAUGGGAACUUUCCAUGUAGCUCCAAGGCCGUCUUAAGACAAAGGUGUAAGGAAGGGUGGGGUGGGUUCGGUACAGCCCUUUCAUGGCGAUACCUGAGUCAACAGGCGUGUGAAAACGCCUGGUGCACCAUCAAUUCUUCAUCGACAAAAUCUUUUUUUUUUUUUUUUUAAGUCAACAUGAGUGGAGAAAUAUUUGGAUACAAUUUGAGUGGAUUUGGCCAAAAGGUGUUACAAUAGUAGGCUGAGGCAUGUGUGCCGCUUGUGACAUUCAAACCUCCCAUUGGGGAAAAUUAAAAGAUAUAUAUAUGUAUAUAUAUAUUUUGUUGGACAAUACAUUUAGAGAACAAAACAGAGUCAAUGCAGCAUAUAUCAGGCUUAUGAGGUACUUCAUGAAUAUAUAGACAGAUAUAAUCAACUUUUUAUUUUUAGAAAAGCUUCUCAAAGUCAUUAUUCCUUAUAGUUCCUAUUGAUAGCAUAAAAUACCUCGUCAGUUAUUUCUUUCUUUUUUUUUUAACUCAGCCCAGGCUAGAUGGGCGUCUAGUUUUAUUCGUUUUCAGAGACUGCUUUCAAAAAGUGCAAAAAACACAAAUACUGAUCGUUCUAUGCAGCAUCUACACUCACGGUUAUUGAAAACGGAGAGAACGUGUUGGAUUUUAUUUUUGUUUUUUAAUAAACAAUGAGAUGGAGGUCAAAACCUAACGCUGGAGCAGAUGGAGAAGGAAAAACAAAUUCGACAAAAGGCACAUCUAAAAAAAAAAGAGAAAACGACUGGGAACAUGCUGAAUGUCUACAGCUUGGACUUGAUGUGUAAAGUGACACAGCAGCUCAUAUGUACCUUUGGUCGAAUGAUUUGAUACGCCGGUCAGUCAGAUUGAAACGUGUUUCUUCCCUUUAACGAGCAAAUGGGAGCGAGGGACGCCGAGUUCAGCGAGUAGGAAAGGCAGAAAUUAGAGUCUGUAUUUAAUCGCCCGAAAAUGUGUCAAACCACAAUGUUUUAGCUUUCUGGUAAAACCACAAAUGGAAUCAAGCUGCUCGGAAAUCCAACUCAAAAGACGUGGCUCCAUGUAGUGCUGCUGCAAACAGACUGGUCACACCUGAACAAAAAGCCAACGUACCAACAACCCACACGGCAACGGAGAAUCACCGCAACUGCGCCUCGCAACAACUUUGCUGACGUAAAGAAUCCAAAAAUCGUCGCCAAGCAAAUCGGAAUCACAAUGGCACAUGUGAAAGAUCCAGUUAUGAUUAUGCUUUGUGAAUCACACAAGGAGGAAUCCGACAGCUAACGCUGGCUUCUCCGACUCUGGAUUGGUUAGAGAAAAAAAUUGAAAAAAUAAAUAAAUUUGGUCCCCUAAAAAAAUAAAAAAAAUAAAUCGAGCAUAGCAACAUUAAAAGUUCUCUCACACGAUAUCGGCUUUUAUUGGUUUGGUCACUACAAGAUUUCACUCCGGCGCCUUUCUAAUAAACAAACGGGAUGAUAGUAGCAAGCACCAGACGCUGCUCUGAGGUAGUUCUUUACAAGCUGGUGGAUUAAGAAAAAAAAAAAAAAACUGAACUGAAAAGUCAUUGUCGAGAUGUGAAACUACUGAAACUCCUGGCAGGAGUGGGUGUUGAGUAGAUCAGGAUGAUGCAUUCAGUUGGAGAUUUCCCAACAGCUCUCGCUAGACGCGUCGUUUAAAGGACAAAGGACGUUUACACUGAAAGGAGCAGCAGCUGCAGUCGGGUCGCGGCGUCACCUCUGCCCGACGAGUUUUAAACGACCUGCAUGACGAUUAGAAAACUCUGCUGACGUUCUUAAUUACCAUUCAAAUGCUGGGUUAUCUCUAGGAGAGUACAGAUGUAAAUUCGGAUCUUUAAGCUGACGAGUGGGAGUGGCGCGACGCUGGAGUUCAUGAGACGAUACUCAAUAUGUGGGGCAGGAUUCAUGUUUCGGGAGGGGAAACUUUAAUCAACCAUCCUGGAGGCUUUUUAGCCACGGAAAUAGAUCUGAAGAUAUUCAAACAUUUGUAGAGAUCUUUAGAAUUGGAAAUAAAAACCUUUUGCCAAACAGGGAAUCUCAAGACCAAAAAAAACCAAACAAACAAACAAAAAAAAAAACCCAUCAUGUGAAGAUAAGUAGCAACGCUAGGCCCGGCUGCUAGAUACGCUUGUGCUGUAAUAAACAAGAACUUGUGCACAUUGCAUUGCUGUCACAUGGCUACAGGUAACAGAGUGGAAAUGGUUUCAAUAACUGCCAGAGACAUUAUUACUCUUCAGAGAAUUUAUAUACAAACAGGAACAGGAGAAUUAUGCCUGGGGAAGCCGGCUGAGCGUUCUGCAAAUUGGUUCAUUACUUGCAUGCAAAAAAUCCCCAAAAACAAAACAAAACAAACAAAAAAAAAAAAACGGGUUCUAGCAACUAUAUGCUGACAAACAAAAUAAAAACCGCAUGCUUCAUUCAAAAUCAGAAAAGACUUUACAAGAACAAGUCCACAUGAGGCAGGAUUAUCAGGCUGGGAGUUGAAGCAAAGCUGGAAACCUAACUGCAAAUGCAACAUAAUGGGAUUUCCGUUUCCAAUACCAACAAAAAAAA